This is a messenger RNA of Antrostomus carolinensis (chuck-will's-widow), 1251 nucleotides long. It is a transcript of the gene B3GNT9, whose product is annotated as UDP-GlcNAc:betaGal beta-1,3-N-acetylglucosaminyltransferase 9. Lineage: Eukaryota; Metazoa; Chordata; Aves; Caprimulgiformes; Caprimulgidae. The record is from RefSeq and is a predicted model, not a curated record. The transcript has a single exon. The coding region runs from base 1 to 1251 and encodes 416 amino acids. Gene Ontology annotation, biological process: poly-N-acetyllactosamine biosynthetic process; protein O-linked glycosylation. Gene Ontology annotation, molecular function: hexosyltransferase activity; UDP-glycosyltransferase activity. Gene Ontology annotation, cellular component: Golgi membrane.
AUGAGAGUUCGUCUCAAAGGAGAUGCGAUCUGUACCCUCUUCCUGCUGGUAGCACUUUGCUCUUUACUCUACUCCCAGUUGGAACAUUUAGUCCCAGCAGGAAACAAGGAGCCAACACAGAAGCAGAAGCCUUUGGUAACACCAAAAACAUUGUCUGACCCCAGACCACCUUGGAAACCAGUACCAGCAGAGGCAACAGUACCCAGCCCUCAGGUAACUCCUAUUGUUAGACGGACAGAAGUGGCCAACAACAGAGUCCAAGCUACGACUCCAACCCCGUUGACUGAUUCUGCCUUCAACUUCAAGCACUAUCUCCUAAACAAGGAUAACAGGAACUUCAAUCUCCUCAUUAACCAGCCCAAGAAAUGCAGGAAGACACCUGGAGGUCCCUUUCUGCUCAUUGCUAUCAAAUCAGUCAUUGAAGACUUUGACAGACGUGAGAUUGUCCGGAAAACUUGGGGCAGGGAGGGCUUGGUGAAUGGGGAGCAGAUCCAGCGAGUGUUCCUUCUGGGAACACCAAAGAACAGGACAGUGCUGGCAACAUGGGAGACCCUGAUCCAGCAGGAGAGUCAGGCAUACCGGGACAUUUUACUCUGGGACUUCAUGGACACUUUCUUCAAUCUGACCCUGAAGGAGAUCCACUUCCUGAACUGGGCUGCUGAAUUCUGCCACAAUGUGAAAUUUAUUUUUAAAGGUGACGCCGAUGUUUUUGUCAACGUCGAGAACAUUGUUGACUUCCUGGAGAGACAUGACCCUGCUGAGGACCUCUUUGUUGGAGACAUCAUCUACAAUGCCCACCCUAUCCGUGUCCGAAAGAGCAAAUACUAUAUCCCAGAGACCAUGUAUGGGCUGAGCAUCUAUCCAGCCUACGCAGGAGGAGGAGGGUUUUUGCUGUCCAGCUGCACCAUGAGGAAGCUCUCCAGGGCUUGCAGAGAGGUGGAACUCUUCCCCAUCGAUGAUGUCUUUUUGGGCAUGUGCUUACAGAGAAUCAACCUCAAACCCAUUUUGCAUGAAGGAUUCAAGACCUUUGGCAUUGUCAAGCCCUCUGCUGCCCCACACCUACAGACAUUCGACCCCUGUUUUUACAAAGAUCUCAUGGUGGUCCACAGUCUGAAAGUUGCUGAGAUCUGGUUAAUGUGGAACCUGCUCCACAGCCCACGUCUUUCCUGUACUCAGAAAAAGCAAGUGAAGAAGCCUUUCCAAUGGAAGAAGAAAGCUCAAAUAACAACACAGGCACCACCCCUCAGAUAA